UUCAGUUUUGAAGUUGAGAAGCUGUAUUGUCAGUCUGUUCUGUUAGUUGAUUACUUGCAUUUGAUUGCUUUAAAUUCCAUGUGUUUGAUCACAGAUCGCUACAAUGCUUUAAUACUUAUGUAAAAUACAUCGAUUAAUUGGUCCAAUUGAAAAUAUUUUGGUAUAGUCCAGUUCCGUAUUUACCAUGCACGUUGAAGAUAGUGAAGCACUGAAGAAGUGGCUGGCAGCUAAAAUCUGGAGGCUCUGUGAAGCGGAUCAAUUCACCUUAGCCAAAUAUAUUUUGGCAUUAAUCCGAAAGGAGAAACCAGAGGAUGAGCUACGCAGAUUUUGUGUGCUGCAACUUUAUGCAUUUUUUCGAAAAAAUACCAAAGCCUUUGUUAACAAGUUGUUUGUAGUGUUAAGGACUAGAGAGUAUUUGGAUCCUUCUGAAGUUAAUGAUGAUGUUAGAGAUAUUGUUGCCCUAGGAUUAAUCCGACCUUAUACAGAGGCUGAUUUUCGGGCUGAGUAUCCUCUGGAGAGUAAUGGACAUGAUUUAGUGAAAGAGCUGAAUUCUGCACCACAGUUUAAAUCUGGAAUCAAUGUUGCAUCUCCAUACAGUGGAGUUCUUGGGUUAACUGCUGAGGAAAAUAGCAAAUGUGGAGCCAGUGCUUCUGGAUACAGUGGAGCUCAUGGCUCUGCACCAAGGUUUGGAAACGAAGAAGCUCCUUUAUAUGUGCCAACUGCAACAAAGGGAGUGAAGAAUUCUGCAGCUAGUUCAUCUAACUUAUCAUCUGUUGUUGUAUAUAAUGGAGUUAAACAUGAACGUUGCUCAGAUUAUGACAAAAAAGGUUUCUGUAUGAGAGGGAAUAGUUGUCUCUAUGAUCAUGGCUCUGACCCUCUGAUUGUUAAUGUUGAUUCAGGAUUGGGGUUAAAAGUUCCUACCUCACAAGCUUCCUCUAAUACUGGAUUUAAUAUGAAUUUUUCAUUGAAGCCACCACUGCCAUCUCGUCCUCCACCUCCAUUACCCCCAUUGCCAAAUUCACCACCUCCUCCUCUUUCAGAUUUUUAUCUUCCUGAGCCAUACAAUCCAGAAUCUCCAGGCAUGAAUAUGGAUUCGGAACGCAAAAGUUACAAUGAUUACAAAAGAUCUCAUGCUAGUCACUUGAGCGGACUUUCCACUUCAUCCUAUAAACCACAAAGAACUAGAGAGUUGAUCGGUGUAACCAUAUCAGACAACUCUCAAGUUGGAAGAAGUAAUGAUAUUUUGGAGAAGAAAAGAAAAGCUUUUGAUAGUUUGGGUGGUCCAAGAAAAGUUCCUAAACUGACAUUUAACAAGACUGUUCUUGAAGUCCGGAAAAUCCCACGACAUUUGAAUAAAAUGGAGUUUUUGAUUGGUCAUUUCAGAAAAUUUGGAACCAUUGUCCAUAUUCAGAUAGAGUAUGAUGAUGAUCCAGAAGCAGCUCUUGUGCAGUAUAGUCAUGAGGAAGAGGCAAUUGCUGCAUAUAAAUGUCCUGAGCCUGUGCUUGAUAAUCGUUUCAUUAAAGUAUAUUUUCAGAAACAGACAGACAACAUUGCAGAAACAAAGAUUGGUCUGGAUAAUAAUUUGAAUUCUGCAGUUUACUCCAAAGCCUCAUCUUCAAAGAGAUUCUAUAAACCUCCUACUAGGGGUGCAUACAAACGCUCUCAAUAUCCUCCUACUAGGGGCGCUCAUGGAAGAAAUAUUCGAAGAGAUAAUACAAAUGCUGUGAGUAAGCGCUGGGAGCUCUAUGUUAAAAAGCAGGAAUUGUUAGAGGGCCAAAUGAGUAACCAAAGGUUAAUACUGAGUAAGCUUGAGUCAUGUAAAAAACCUGCCGAAAGAGAGGAGCUGAAAAAGUUAAUGUUUGAUUUAACUGCAAAAAUUAAGACUAUGCAAGAGGAGUUAAAAGUGGAAGGCACAGAGCUUAAAGCCUAUUUUGAAGCUGUUAAUAAACCUGCAUCUUCAAAAAUGAUUCCAAUUAUGGAAAGAGAGUGCAAUAAGAAUCAAAAUAUUCAAAAUUCAGUUAAUUCAUAUUUUAAUACAGCAGUUGAUGAAUUGGAAGCACAGGCUAAAUCUUUAGAAAUUGUUGAUGAUGCAGAAGCAAGCCUUGAAAAUCGCAAAAAGAAGUCACAUGUUAAAGAAACUGUCUCAAGCAAUGGUUCGUACUCCCUCUCUACCAAUAAGUCUCCUGACGUUGCUUGCCGUCCUAAGUAUAUCUUGCUGUCAGGACUGACUGAUAAAAUUGAUAAAGAGAACUUAAAGAAACAUUUUCAGGAGUUUGGUGUUGUUGAAAGUAUUGAUGAUACACUAUUUGAUAAGAUAAUUAUUACUUUCUCCUUGCCAGAAGAAGCUGAAAAGGCCUUCUUGAUGGGGAAAAAAUUUGGUGAUAUUAACCUGAAUUUAAGCCUCCGUAAUAAGCUAUCUUCAUCAUCCAGCAGUUCCAGUGAUACUGAUUUAGAUACUAGCAUUCUUAAACUGGACGAUUUUGAUGAUGACGAUGAUGAAGAUGAAGAGGAAAGUGAGGCAAGAUCUUGGCGCCAUUGAAACUUUAUCUUAUUUUGCAUUCUUUUUUCUUAAAUAUCAUAGUCAUUUUUCAUUUUGAUGCAAAUUUUUAUUGCUGUCAGUAAUAUUUUAUGAAUAUAACUCUGUGAAUACUCAUCUUUGUAAGGUUUUAAAGAUUUGAAAAUAAAA
This is a messenger RNA of Uloborus diversus, 2686 nucleotides long. RefSeq names its product RNA-binding protein 26-like. Gene Ontology annotation, biological process: mRNA processing. Lineage: Eukaryota; Metazoa; Arthropoda; Arachnida; Araneae; Uloboridae. Gene Ontology annotation, cellular component: nucleus. The record is from RefSeq and is a predicted model, not a curated record. Bases 185 to 2539 code for a protein of 784 amino acids. Gene Ontology annotation, molecular function: RNA binding; metal ion binding. The transcript has 18 exons.